Rotaria socialis is the source of this 672-nucleotide messenger RNA. Lineage: Eukaryota; Metazoa; Rotifera; Eurotatoria; Philodinida; Philodinidae. The record is from the annotation of a GenBank genome assembly.
AUGGGGAUGAUUCGCAAACGACGUAUACGUGAUUAUUGGUCAACUGAUCCCUUAUUACACACACCAAUAUUUCAUUCAAAACAUUAUUUGUCUCGUAAUCGGUUUUUCGAAAUACUUCGGUCGGGUCCAAAAGUAUUUUCGAAAGAAAAUUAUGAAUUAUUUUGCUUUAGAUUUCUGAGAUUUACAGACUAUGAAAAAAUAGUGGACAAUGAUAAUUUGCGAAAACUACGACCUUUCUUGAAAAUAGUGCAAGAUCUUUGUCUUUCCAUGUACAUUCCACGAAGAAACGUAGCCGUUGAUGAAACGCUUCUAUUAUACAAAGGAAGAAUCAGUUUCAAGCAAUAUAAUCCGCGUAAGCGUGCCCGUUUUGGAAUAAAGACUCUUGCACUUUGUGAUUCGACCAAUGGUUUCCUUCACAAUUUUGAAGUUUAUACAGGACAGAAUACUAACAGAUGGGCAGAAAAUUUUCCUGAUGCUCAAGCGCUACCAGUUUCGGAAAGAAUUGUUAUACAUCUUGCUGGUCAUUUGCUGAACAAAAGCUAUUCCAUUUAUGCAGAUAAUUGGUUUCUUAGUGUACGUUUAGUGAAAUGGAUGGUUGAACAUGGUACCACAGCUACUGGCACAAUUAAUAAAAUCGAGGUGAUUUAUUUAAUAUUCUCUAUAUCUAUCUGA